Annulohypoxylon maeteangense is the source of this 1803-nucleotide messenger RNA. RefSeq lists its product as uncharacterized. NCBI's taxonomy places the organism in Eukaryota, Fungi, Ascomycota, Sordariomycetes, Xylariales, Hypoxylaceae. The record is from RefSeq and is a predicted model, not a curated record. The transcript has a single exon. Gene Ontology annotation, molecular function: lipid binding. Gene Ontology annotation, biological process: phospholipid transport; mitochondrion organization. The coding region runs from base 173 to 1687 and encodes 504 amino acids. Gene Ontology annotation, cellular component: ERMES complex.
CUUCAAAGCAAUUCAAGUGAAGACUCAUCAUCGUUUUAGAAAUGAUACCAUUUACUCUCAUUUCGCAGGCAUCUCAUGAGAUAAGACCAUGAUAACCACUCAAUGAUGAAAUGAUGGUAGCAAUAACAAUAAAUCAUUAUAAUUAACACCACACCGCCGCACCUGUUACAUCAUGUCCAUAGACCUGAACUGGGAGACGCUGACUGGCGGCCCGGACGGAGCGGCACUCGCCGAGCGCAUUCGAGAUUUCAUCCACGUCAAGUUUCAGUCCGUACCGCUGCCGCGCUUUAUUAAGUCUGUCACCGUCCACGAUUUCGCAUUCGGCACCAUACCGCCGAGCGUCGUACUAAAGGAUAUAUGUGACCCGCUGCCAGAUUUUUAUGAGGAAAAUCCGGAUGUUUCUGAUGACGAAGAGGAAGGUGAAGGUGAAGAUGAAGAGAGCGAGCGGGAUGAGAGGGCUGGCCAUGUCAGCGCAGAGGACGUAUCGGAUGCGAUUCGAGCGCAAGAGCGUAAGAGGAGGGCUGACCAAAUUCGAAGAUUGGAGGGAAGGGGUGGCGAUGGGCGCAGGGAUCGGAGUAGAAGUGGGACGGGAUCCUACAAUGUAGAGGGCAUGUAUCCGCCCCAUAUACAUGUUGCCGGAUUGCGAAGUGCUCCCGGGACCCCCGAUAUCAGCAAUCCUUUCCUAGGCCUCGGAGUGCCGACACCCGGCGUACCUGGAGGCACGGCUAAUAUGCAUUACUUUCAAUCAAAACUCGCCACUCCUUGGUCCGGCACACAAACACCGUUAGCGGCUGUAGCAGGAGCACAACACCUAAACGGCUGGCUAGAGAUGGGCGGUACUCAUUCACCGGCGCCAGGAAGACACCCGCGGAGUGGUACUCACAGCAGACACCCAUCGCAAAGCUCCAUAACUAUGACGGAGCCCCCUCUAACACCUUCUCUGGUCUCAGGAUCCCUAGCCCCUUUACCCCACCUACUUAGAGAAAAACACAGUGUAUCAACGCUCGCACCCACAUCUGCCGGGGCGUCAAGGCCGCCUACUAGGGACGCAACAGCCGGGUUCUCCCACGUGCCGCCGCCCAUGAGCUCAUCACGGCCCCAUAACGACACAGCAGUAUACAGUUCCAGCUCCGACAGCAACGGCGCCGGGGACGAAGACGAAGACGAGGAACCGAAAAGAUUCUACGAGCCUAGGGUCGACGACUUACAGGCCGUCUUCCGCAUCAAGUACGCGGGCGACAUCAAGCUCAUGCUAACAGCCGAGAUACUCCUCGAUUACCCGAUGCCGAGCUUCGUCGGCAUACCCGUGAAGCUGAACAUCACAGGCCUCACGUUCGACGGCGUCGGCGUCGUCGCGUAUAUUCGGAAGAGAGUCCAUUUCUGCUUCCUGAGUCCCGAGGAUGCGCUCGCGGCUGUGGGACGUGACGACGAUGAUGACGAUGAGGGGGAGGAGGGGGGUGCGCAGAGCGAGAGGCCGAAUUCGGCGGGGGGAACGAGGUUGCCGAAGAAGGGGAAGCUAGGGAGCUUGUUGCAGGAGGUUAGGGUCGAGAGCGAGAUCGGGCAGAGGGAGGGGUCGAAGCAGAGUCUGAAGAAUGUGGGGAAGGUUGAGAGGUUUGUCCUUGAGCAGGUUAGACGCAUUUUUGAGGAGGAGUUUGUGUAUCCUAGUUUUUGGACGUUUUUGGUUUGAGGGGAGGUAGAGGAUGGAGGGGAUGGCUUGAGACUGUGCCUAUGGCUGUUCCUGUAUUAUGACUUACGGGAGAUGGAGGUUUUAGAUGUGAUGGUCACUUUGAUUAGGGGCUUGUG